UCAGUCUCAGUCCACAAAAUAUAUAAUUCUUUUAGGUUCGGGCGAGCGAGCGAGCGAGCGAGCUAGAUCCGAGUAAAAUAUAAUAUAAUUAAGAAACAUCGCCAUUAGAGCAAGUAACGAAGGUAAUCGUCGUUGCAGACCUGAGAAUGAUGCUGGCACCAUCUGAGACCAGGAUGGUGGAUCCGGCGAAGACUUUUCUGGGGAAAAUGUUAUUGGAGGAGAUAACUCCCGUGGUGAUGGUGCUUCGAACUCCCCUAGUCGAAGAAGCUUGUCUUAAGAAUGGCUUCAACUUCGUUGAGAUGCUUCACCCCUUUUGUCUCUUCAAGAACAUCGACGUACCUGUACGUACUGCGAGCGACCAACCCUACAGGCUGCACAAGUUCAAAUUGCGCUUAUUUUAUGCUUCUGACGUUCGACAACCAAACGUGGAGGCUGCGGAAGAACAGUUGAAACAGGUUGUUGUCCAUGCUGCUGAGAGAGAUGUAUCUGAUUUACACUCAGAUCCACCUGAACUUGAAAGUGUACUUAACCAAACUAAGCCAGAAGCUUUGCCGUCAUGGUUUAAAAUCUUCAAUAAAGAACUCAUACGCACAUUGGCCUUCUCGGAACAUGAGGCCUUUGACCAUCCUGUAGCAUGUCUUUUAGUUGUUUCCUCAAAAGAUGAACAACCUAUCAACAAAUUCGUUGACCUUUUUAAUACCAAUCAGCUCCCGUCUCUCCUUAAUGAUGGUGCAAUGGAUCCAAAGAUUUUGAAGUAUUAUUUACUAGUGCAUGAUAAUCAAGAUGGCACUUCAGAGAUGGCAUCUAAUAUUUUGACAGAAAUGAGAGGUACAUUUGGUUCAAACGACUGUAGAUUGCUGUGCAUUAACUCUGGAAAAGAUGGAUCGGAAGAAAAGCAAGAUAACCCUUGGAGUGCUUAUAAAAAUGAUGUGCCACUUAGUGAAGAUCUUGGUUGUUUGCUUAAUGUAAAUGAUCUUAAUGAGAUAAAGGACCUCAUGCAAGAUCUGUCUUCCAAACAUAUCAUUCCUCACAUGGAACAAAAGAUACGCAUGCUUAAUCAGCAGGUUUCUGCUACAAGAAAGGGCUUUAGGAACCAAAUAAGAAAUUUAUGGUGGAGAAAGGGAAAAGAAGAUACACCUGAUGCUGCGAGUGGUGCUAUGUAUACGUUCAGCUCAGUUGAGUCUCAGAUAAGAGUCUUGGGUGACUAUGCUUUCAUGUUGCGGGAUUAUGAGCUUGCAUUGUCCAAUUAUCGACUGCUUUCAACAGAUUACAAGCUUGACAAAGCCUGGAAACGCUAUGCUGGCAUUCAGGAAAUGAUGGGUCUUGCCUACUUUAUGCUGGAUCAAUCAAGAAAAGAUGCAGAGUAUUGCAUGGAAACUGCUUUUAGUACCUACUUGAAAAUAGGGUCAUCUGGUCAGCGAAAUGCUACAAGGUGUGGUCUUUGGUGGGCAGAAAUGCUCAAGGCCAGGGAUCAACAUAAAGAGGCUGCUAGUGUCUACUUUCGCAUUUCCAAUGAGGAACCUUCAUUACAUGCUGCAGUGAUGCUUGAGCAGGCAUCUUACUGCUACUUGUUUUCCAAUCCCCCCAUGUUACGCAAGUAUGGAUUUCAUCUUGUUCUUGCGGGUAACCGGUACUAUUUAUCUGACCAGAGAAAACAUGCAAUUCGGACAUACAGAAGUUCUCUUUCUGUUUACAAGGGAAAUUCGUGGAACUAUAUCAAAGAUCAUGUUCAUUAUCAUGUUGGAAGGUGGUAUGCUAUUCUUGGGAUGUCUGAUGUGGCAGUCAAGCAUAUGUUGGAAGUCCUGGCAUGUAGCCAUGAGUCCAUCUCAACACAAGAGUUAUUCCUACGGGACUUUCUUCAAAUUGUCCAGAAAAUGGGGAAAGAAUUUGAGGUAUUCAGACUUCAAUUACCUAUUACCAAUAUGCCUUCUCUGAAGAUUAUAUUUGAAGACCAUCGGACUUAUGCAUCUUCUACAGCUGUUAGUGUUAGAGAAAGCUUGUGGCAGUCUUUGGAGGAGAACAUGGUUCCAUCCUUACCUACCUCUAGGACUAAUUGGCUGGAAUCUCAACCAAAGUAUUCUUCAAAGAAAUAUAAAGACUCCAGCAUUUGUGUUGCCGGAGAGGCAAUAAAGGUGGGUAUUGAGUUUAGAAACCCUCUUCAAAUUCCCAUUUCAGUUUCUGGUGCUUCUCUUAUUUGUGAGCUCUCUGCUAGAUCUGAAGCAGCAGCUUCAGAGAUAGGUGGUCAAUAUAGAGAUUCACUUGUAUCUGUUUCAAGGCAACAGAAUGAUACAGAAUUCAGAAAGUUGGUCAGCAGUUGGGAACAGAAUUCCAGCAAUUCUUUGUUUACAUUAUCAGAAGUUAAUUUUUCGUUGGGGGGAGGUGAGACAAUCAUGGUACAACUAUCUGUUACUCCCAAAGUGGAAGGUGUACUAAAAAUAGUUGGGAUGAGGUGGAAAUUGUCAGGUACUGUAGUUAGUUAUCAAAAUUUUGACUCUGAUGAUGCAAAGAGAAAAAAUGUUAAGGGAAGAAGGAAAGGAAAGCAAUCUUCAAGCAAGAACCUGGAGUUCGUUGUGAUAAAGAGUCUACCCAAGCUUGGGGGCUGUAUUCAUCACCUACCUAAAAGAGUAUAUGCAGGGGAUCUGCGCCGUCUUGUAUUGGAGUUGACAAAUGACUCUGAAUCGUCUGUGAAGACUCUGAAGAUGAAGAUCAGUCAUCCAAGAUUUCUAAUCCCAGGGAGUCUGGAAGACAUGAAUGUAGAAUUUCCUUCUUGUCUAGAAAGGCAGGCAAAUUGUCGAAACAGUCACGUUCAAGCUAAUACUGUUAAAGGGUCCAACAGCUGUUUCUCAUUUCCAGAGGUCUGUACACAACAUGUUUUGGAUGUAGACAUUCAAGGAGGAAAGACCUUGUUGUGGCCACUUUGGCUUCAUGCUGCAGUUCCUGGAAGCAUUUGCUUAUAUAUAACAAUAUAUUAUGAAAUGGAAAAUGUAUUGAGUGAGAUGAAAUACCGUACUCUUCGCAUGCACUACGAUCUGGAGGUGCUACCAUCAUUGGAAAUGUCGGUCCAAAUCAGCCCCUGUCCAUCAAAACUGCAAGAGUUCCUGGUGCGCAUGGAUGUUGUCAACAAGACCAGUUCAGAGAAUUUGCAACUUCAUCAAUUGUCAUCUGUUGGAUGGGAAAUUUCAUCAUUAGAACCUGAUGGCACCAUUUGUCCCUCAGAAUUGUUAAUGGAUGGUCAAGCAUUAUCUUUCUUUUUUAAGCUCAAGAAUUGUAGGAAACCAUUGACAGAAGGCUCGAUUACUUCUGCCCGCCUUCUCCAGGGAAGUGAUGUAAGCUUGGAUCCUCAAGGAAGCAAUGAAGUGUUGUUUGAUAUAUCUAGUUCAGUUUUGGAAGAUUUCUACCAUUAUGAGAGAUUGCACCUUGGAAAGUCAAUUCAGGGGCAUCAGACUACUGUUGAUUUCAUCUUGAUCUCCCAGUCACAAGUAAAUAGUGUGAAUCAUGAGCCUGGAUGGCAGUCAGAUUCUACACAACUGUUUUCUCAUUAUGCAUGCCUCUGCAGCAUUGCAAGCACAAGUCCUGUAUGGUUUCUAAUGGAUGGGCCGAGGAUUGUAAGCCAUGACUUCUCCAUCUCUUUUUGUGAAAUUAGACUACGAAUGACCAUUCACAACUCAUCAAAUGCCGCUGUGUCUGUCCGGAUUGACACUUCAGAUGCUACAUCAAGUACUGUUCGAUUAAGUGAUGUAGCUGCAGCAUCUCAAUAUUCUGUUUCUUCUGGAAACCAAACAGGGUGGCGUGAUGUAUCUCUAGUGAAUGACAUUAAAAUCACAUCUGAUGUCUCAAGUUCCCUAAUUAGCAAGGCAUCAUCACCUGAUGGCAUAACUCCAUUUGUUUGGUGUGCAUCAAGCUCUACUCGUGUUGAACUUGAGUCCAUGUCCACUACUGAAAUUCCCCUACAGAUUUGUGUUUUCUCUCCUGGGACAUACAAUCUGUCAAACUACCGAGUACACUGGGAUCUUCGAUUUCCUGAGGAUAAAGCACUUGGAGACGGUUCACAACAAUCCUCAGGGAUAAGUCCAGGACAUCCAUUUUAUCUUAACGUACUACAGUCCCCUUAGAUACACCAAUCUUACCAGCAUAUCUUAAAUGCAAUAGUUAAUGUCAAUGUUGUCGUCUUGUAAAUUGUAAUAUUUGUUGGAAAUUGUUGUGGGUUUUGUUGUUUUAACAGAAUCAAACAACCCACGUUGAGUUCAAUAUAGACAGGAUAGUUGAAGUCCAUAUUCUUUCUGUAUUCUCGGACAAUAAAAUUAAUCAUGAUAAAUAUGAAGUUUUCCCACAAUUUGAUAAGCAUC
This is a messenger RNA of Nelumbo nucifera (sacred lotus), 4346 nucleotides long. RefSeq names its product Tetratricopeptide repeat (TPR)-like superfamily protein. Gene Ontology annotation, cellular component: TRAPPIII protein complex. Gene Ontology annotation, molecular function: protein binding. The record is from RefSeq and is a predicted model, not a curated record. NCBI's taxonomy places the organism in Eukaryota, Viridiplantae, Streptophyta, Magnoliopsida, Proteales, Nelumbonaceae.